Molecule: messenger RNA, 1038 nt
Organism: Strigops habroptila (Kakapo)
Lineage: Eukaryota; Metazoa; Chordata; Aves; Psittaciformes; Psittacidae
Gene: COMMD7
Product: COMM domain containing 7
Exons: 9
Coding region: 142-744 (200 amino acids)
Biological process (GO): tumor necrosis factor-mediated signaling pathway; negative regulation of DNA-templated transcription
Molecular function (GO): NF-kappaB binding
Source: RefSeq, a predicted model, not a curated record
AGCUGCACGGGUGCCACCAGCCGCUGCCUCGCACCGGAGCGGGGCCGGGGCCGUGCGGAAAGUGCGUCCGCCAAUGCUCAGGCUGAGGCGGCGGCGGCAGCGCCGGGGCCGGGCGGGGCGGGCGGAGCUGCGGCCGCCGCCAUGGGGCUGCUCAACUUCACCCGCGACCCGGUGCCGGAGGCGGUGAGCGGCGACAUGCACAACCUCAACCAGCUCAGCGCGCAGCAAUUCUCAUCACUGACUGAAGUGCUCUUCCGCUUUCUGACAGAGCCCAAGGAGGUAGAAAGGUUUCUGACUCAGCUCUCCGACUUUGCCACCAUGAAUAAAAUCAGCUUGGGCCCCCUGAAAAAUAUUGUCAAAAGUAUUCUUCUGGUACCCAACGGUGCCCUGAAGAGGAAUUUGUCUUCGGAACAAGUCCGAGCAGAUUUUAUUGCUCUAGGCCUCAGUGAGGAGAAAGCCACUUACUUUGCAGAACAGUGGAAGGCCAAUUCCCCCACCCUGACUCGCCUGGCUGUUGGUCAGACACUGAUGAUUAACCAGCUGAUAGAUAUGGAGUGGAAGUUUGGAGUGACUGCUGGGAGCAGUGAACUGGAAAAAGUGGGAAGUAUCUUCUUACAGCUGAAGCUGGUGAUUAAAAAAGGGAGUCAAAUGGAAAACGUAUAUAUGGAGUUAACUUUGCCCCAGUUCUACAGUUUUCUGCAUGAAAUGGAACGGAUCAAAACCAGUCUGGAAAGCUUCAGCUGAAGCAGCACAGGCCUGGACAGACACCCAUCCAGUGGGAUUUCCCCUUGUGGGCCAGCAGAGCUGCCCUUUCCCAGCUGACCUAACACCCCGAUAAGAGGAGACGAGGCUGUGCAAGGAGCAGUGCUGUCACGGCCCAGAGGGACCAUCAAUCCCUCAGAACCUGAAACUUUAGCAAGUGUUUUGAAGCAGCUACAAUCCACUCAUCUCAUUUUUUUAUAUACUCUUAUGAGAAACUGUGGUCAAAAUAUGUGGAUACUUGUAUUUAAACAGCAAAUAAACCCAUUCCCAUCCUGC